Thecamonas trahens ATCC 50062 is the source of this 3648-nucleotide messenger RNA. RefSeq lists its product as uncharacterized. Gene Ontology annotation, molecular function: protein binding. The transcript has a single exon. Lineage: Eukaryota; Apusomonadida; Apusomonadidae. The coding region runs from base 1 to 3648 and encodes 1215 amino acids. Gene Ontology annotation, biological process: intracellular signal transduction; regulation of GTPase activity. The record is from RefSeq and is a predicted model, not a curated record.
AUGGCUGCACAUAGCAACGAGUGGCAACCGCCGCUGGCGCGGGUGCGGACGCAAACAACGCUUGCGGUGACAGUGUCGGCGGCCAAGGGUGUGCCUGCUACGGUUCGCGGACAGGUCGAGGUGUGCGAGACCGGCAAUGGCUUGGCGAGGUGGACGCAGGUGACGGCCGACGCCUCACAGGCUCCGUUCUGGGGCGAGUCGUUUGUCGUCCCGCUCGACACACGCUUCGGCUCGCGCUGUGUCAGGCUUACUCUCUAUGCUCAAACCGCUGCCCGCCAUCCGUAUCCCAUCGCCGCCGUGUCGCUCUCCACCCACGACCAGCUCGACCCGGCGCACUCGACCCUCGAGUCGGGCCACAUCGAGGCCUGGUACCCGCUUACUCUCCCGCGCAUCACCCUCGGCGGUGCCUUUAUCCACGGCGAGCUUCUGCUCGAGCUCAAGCACACUCCAGCCUCGCUCUCCGAUCCUGCUAUGAUCUUUGUUCGCGUCCGCAGAGCGGUCGGUCUCGCGCCGCGUGUCGACGGCACCGCCCACCCUUAUGUCUCGCUCUCGUUUGUCGGCGUCGAGGCCAAGACAAAGGUCGUCAAGUCGAGCCUCGAUCCGGUCUUUGUCGCUGACGGUGCCGAGAAUGAGGACGAGACUUUCUUUGCCUUUAAGCUCCCAAAAGGCGUCGACAUCGACUCGCCCUCGUUCACCUCGCGCCUCUCGGUCUCGGUCUGGUCUACCACGCCGCGCGGCAUGACAACGCUCCCUGCGCCAGCCUUUCUCGAUCCGCCGCCUGCAGUCGCCGACGAACUCGGUCUCGCGCCCGAGUAUCUCGACAUGCUCGCAGCGUACAAGGCGGCCGCCAGCUCGUCGGCUUACGCUGCCGCCACUCUGGCCAACGGUGCGUUCAUGGGCGCUGCGCACGUCGACUUCAAGUCGCCGGCUCUCCGCCACUCGCUCGCCUCUGCGCAAGUCACCCCGCUGUGGCUCACCCUCGGCGAGGUCCUCCCGGGCAUGUCGCAAGUGGCGAUGGCGCUUCCGUCGGGCGCCGGCGCACUCGGCUCUAUCCGCCUCAAGACGCUCUUGGUCACCGACCGCAUCCUCUCGCUGCGCCACUACGCACCGCUGGUGUACCUGAUGGAAGACCCCAAGCUACGGGCGAUUGCCGCGCUUGGUAGCCACACCCGCGCCCGCGAGGACGCUGCCCGUGCGCUUGUCAACGUUUUUGCCGCCCGCCGCCGUGCCGUCUGGCUCCUCAACACGCUCAAUCAGGCCGAGGUCCGCGCCACCAGCGAUCCAGCCAUCAUCUUUCGCGGCAACACCAUCGCCACCAAGGUCAACGACGCGUACCUCAAGCUCAUCGGCAUGGACUACCUGCACUCGGUCCUCUACAAGCCCAUCGCCUUCCUAUACAAGACGUCGCUGCCGCUCGAGGUCGACCCAAGUCGCCUCGGGCCCGACGACGACCUCGACCGCAACUGGCACUACCUCAAGACCGUUGCCAACGAAGUCUGCGACGCCAUCUUCAACUCGGUCGAUGCCAUGCCGCUCCCGCUCCGCAUCGUCUUUGGCUUUCUCCAGCAAGAGGUUCUCGACUCGUUUCCGGGUAACAACGUCACCCCGUACACUGUUGUCUCGGCUUUUCUCUUCCUCCGCUUCUUUUGUGCCGCCAUUCUCGGCCCGACCCUUUUCGGCCUCGCCGAGACGCUCGCCUCGCCGACGGUCGCGCGCUCGCUCACCCUUGUGGCCAAGACUCUGCAGAACCUGGCCAACCUCAUGACCUUUGGUCCCAAGGAGCCGUACAUGGCGCCGAUGAACGAGCUCAUCGAGGGCCGCAUGGAUGAGAUGCGCCAGUUCCUCAACGCCGUUGCCUCCAUUCCAGACUCGGCGCCGCGCAUCGUUGAUACCCAUGCGCUCGAGCGGUGUACGCCCGACAGCAUCGACCUCGAGCGCGAGCUCGCCCUCCUCCACCAGCACUUUUUUCGCUGCCGUGACGGCAUCGCCGCCGAUGCUGCCACCGACAGCCCGGCGCCCGGUGAGACGCGUGCCGUCCUGCCCGACCUUGUUGCCACCAUUGACACCAUCGCUCUGCUUGUCGAGAAUCCGCCGCCGUCGCCGGAUGUGCUCGACAAUGCCGUUGCUGCCGUCACCGCCAUCGCGCCUCAGUUUGCUGGCUACUCGGUCGAGACGGGCGCACCCGAGCUUGCGCUUGAGACCGCGUCUCUUCACUCCAACGCCGAGUUUUACGCCGACGCCCAGGAAAUGGACCGCAAGCUGCGAACCAAGAGCAUGGCCCGGCACGCAUCGCUCUCGUCGGCCCGCGCACGCGCGCUGAAGGCCCGCGCUAAGCGCAACGCCGAGAACGACGUUGUCGGCUCGAUUGACGACCUGGUGGCUCUCGGCGCGAACGAGCCCUCCGCUUCCGAUGCACCCGGUGCUUCGUCGUCGCCUUCAUCAUCCACUCCGCCACCGGCCUCCCGCCCGGACAUGCGCAACCGGCUCGGUCCAGGCGUCCGCCCUGGCAAUCCGACCCACCGCCCGCUGUCGGCCGGCGGCGUGCCGAGAUCGGCGGCGGAGACGGUGUGGGACGCCGCUGCCUUUGACGCCUUUGUCUCGUCGCUCAACCUCUACACCAAGACCAUCCAUCGCACCUGCCACGACGUCUUCAACGGUUUUGCCAUGAUCUCUUUCCUAGCUUCGCUCCGACCCAACAACGACCGAGCGGCAGCAGCCUCGGUCGCCAACGUUCUGCUCGCGCGUGGUGUCUUCCGCGCCGUCGAAGCCGCGCCCAAUGGGCAGCCGCUCGCCAUGCGCGACGACCGGGUCACCCUCUACACCCUCCACGAGGAUGGCAUUCCCGCUGGCGACAAGCUCUUCCGCCUCAUCGACAAGAUGCGUCUCUCAGUCACGUUUCGUGACGAGACGCUGUCGGUCAAGCAGCACCGGCUCUUCCGCGGCAUGGACGCUGUCAACUACUUUGUGGGCAGGUUCAAGACGCCCGACCGCCGCGCUGUCACCCUCUACUGCCAGAGCUUGAUGGACCAUGGCAUCUUUGCCCCGUUUGAGUUUGCCUCGUUUGAGGACUCGACCCGCCUCUUUGUCGUCCGCACGCCGGUCGAGGCCUCGCCGCUGGCGUCACCAUCGUCGCCGUCUCCCGCGCCGUCGUCGCCGUCCAACAGCGCUGCGCCUGCUCCGGCUCCAGCCCCGGCCCCGACUCCGGCCGACAACGACGAUUCCUCGUCAGACGACGACUCGGACGACGACGCAACCGCCGCCGCCGCUGCAGCUCGGCAGGUCGAGGCGCAGGCCAUGCUGGUCAUGACCAAGUGGACCAACAAGCUGUUCAUCUCGAUGGGCAAGCCCAGCCUGCGGGUCGACGAUCCGGCCUCGGACUACACCUCGGGCGUUGUGCUCAACCUCGUGGUCCAGUUCUGUUACCCGACAUUUGUCAAGUCGCAGGUCUUUCAGUUCUUUGCCGCGCCCUCGACUGACGCCGAGUACUACGCCAACAUCUCGGCCGCCGUCGACUAUCUCUCCGGCAUCGGUGUGCCAUUGCUCACCGGCUACGCCUCGAUUCCUGUCCUCGUCAACAAGAUCCGUUCCGGCAACCAACGCGCCACUCUCACCGCCCUCAACCUCAUCCGCAAGCAUCGCCCGCGGUAA